Molecule: messenger RNA, 1077 nt
Organism: Fusarium verticillioides 7600
Lineage: Eukaryota; Fungi; Ascomycota; Sordariomycetes; Hypocreales; Nectriaceae
Exons: 3
Coding region: 1-1077 (358 amino acids)
Source: RefSeq, a predicted model, not a curated record
AUGUCCAAUACUUGCAGCUACGACUGCUCAUCGCAUCCAUCAGAGAUCCAACCCUAUGGCGACGUUGCAGGCAUUGGCGUCAUGGUCGCCUUUAUUUCGACUGCCUGGAUAGUUGUCUUCUUGCUUAUAAUAUACUAUCUGGCUGCUUUCAACCCCGAGUUGGACCCUUUCAGGCAGAAGAAUGCAAAGACGCGUACUCAAUAUCCCAAUCACAUUGACUUUUCAGUUCUUCGACUAGUCCGCUUACUACCGAGCCUGUUUCACAUUCGGCAUCCCCACCUGCUCCAGUCCUCCCGGCUAGAGCCUGCACUCAAUAAAUGUGUUAUUGCCCUCUCGGAUAUCCAGAUCUUCACGGGGAUAUCCAUUCUGGUCAGUGGCUAUAUUGCUUUGCGUUGCGGCUUAUCGGCUUAUCACUGGCAAUUAAUCGUCUACCUGGCAUGGCUUGCGAAUAUCACACACCUAGCAACUCUAUCCUUCUUACGCAACUACUUCGCAAACAGACGCGUUAAACUGUCAUGGCGAGUAGCUCUCAUGUCCGUUAUGCUGUUGCUCCUCUCUGUUGCCGUCGGUUUGACAGGCCACUUCGAUUGGGAAGGUCGCUCACAGCGCCCGGCUGAUUUUGCUAUUUGCUACUUUAGAAUGUUACCAAACACGCAGACAAUAACGUUCGAAUCUAUGGUGAAGAUGAUAUGUCUUCUCGCCUAUGGAUUCUCUAUCCGUAUGGCUAAGAUGUUCAAAGGCUUUGAGACAUCAUUACGGCAGAUCGGUGCAAUAAUGAGAACAGUAUCUACUAGAAGGCAGCGCGGGGGAAGUCAGAGCAUUUCUGAAGUAGAUUCUGGAGCUGGGAAGAAAUGGCUACGACUGAUUGGUGCAGCAAUGAGAGGAGCAUCAACUCAACAGCUGCGUAGAGGAAGCCAGGAUAUUCCUCAAUGGGACCCUAGAGCUAGGGGGGGAAGGCUAGAGCGUUUGGCAAUUCUGAUAUAUGACCCUUUUGCCAUUGCGGUUUCUAGCUUGAUCAACAUCCACCUUGAUCUGUUUACAUCGUUCCUAGCAGAGGUAUGGCCCCUUAAGCUAUAG